Messenger RNA from Akanthomyces muscarius, 4338 nucleotides. RefSeq lists its product as uncharacterized. The record is from RefSeq and is a predicted model, not a curated record. Gene Ontology annotation, molecular function: ABC-type transporter activity; ATP binding; ATP hydrolysis activity. The transcript has 14 exons. Bases 1 to 4338 code for a protein of 1445 amino acids. Lineage: Eukaryota; Fungi; Ascomycota; Sordariomycetes; Hypocreales; Cordycipitaceae. Gene Ontology annotation, biological process: transmembrane transport. Gene Ontology annotation, cellular component: membrane.
AUGGGUGCUGCUGGCAAUGAUGAGACUUUCGGGCCACAGUAUGGCUCUUGGUUUGACUUUACUCUUAGAUUUGAACAAUCUGCUCUAGGUAUCCUGCCGACUGGGCUGCUUGUUGCUGCAGCGCCGCUGUUUUUCUAUGUUUACAAACGAGGCCCUGCAUAUGCUAGAGCAGGAACCACCCUGUGGAUCAAACUGGCUGCAACACUCUUGCUAUUUGCCUUGGAGGUUGCUAGCCUUGUUCUUUAUCGAAAAACUCCUUCCAUCAGGCCCGAUAUUGCUCUCGCCGCCGCUUCAAUGUCCUGCGUCGCUAGCUUCACAAUCGUCUUCCUCGUCGUCGUUGAGCACCGUUUCACCUUGCGACCAACCUCGCUCCUUAGUCUCUACAUUCUGAUGAGCCUCCUUCUAGAUGUCGUAAAAAGUAGAUCCUACUUUUUGAGGCACUGGAUGAGCGCGUUGGGCGGCCUGUCGGCUGCCGCUGCCGCUGCCAAAGCAAUCCUUAUUGCUGUACAAGAAAUCCCAAAGACUGCCCUCUUGAUCGACGAGAAUCUGCGACACACUACCAGCAAAGAAGCUACUAGUGGCUUUUGGAGUCGGAGCGUCUUUGCCUGGCUGAAUUCAAUUUUUCUGGUCGGCUUUCGACAAACAUUGUGCCUUGAGGACUUGGAGCCUUUGGACCCUCCACUGUCGGCAGGGCCACUACUCAACCGGUUCAUUCCCAAAUGGGAUAAAGUGAGGAGCAAUUCACUCAGGGGCAGUCUCGCCUUUGCUUGCUUCGCCACGUUGUGGUGGCCUUUUUGCGCUGUCAUUAUCCCUCGGCUGUUAUACUCCGGCCUGACUUUUGCGCAGCCAUUUCUCCUCCAGCGAAUCCUGGACUGCGUGACGACAGAAAAUCCUCCAGCAUACGAAAGAAUCGGUCUCAUAGUCGCUUCCGGACUUGUAUUCGGCGCCAGAGGACUUGCCAGGGCGGCCUACAUGCACGCAAAUUAUCGCUGUGCCACUGCCGUUCGUGCCGUGCUGGUUGCAUCCAUGGCAGAUAAGCAGCUUCGCCUCACGCGCACCGAGGCCAAAAAGUCAGCAAUUGCUACGCUUAUGACGGCUGAUGUUGAGGGAAUUGAAGAAAGUCUUCCAGAGCUCCAUGAUCUCUGGAGCUAUUUCCUUGACAUUAAUUUUGGGUUGUUUCUGCUCUACAAAUUCAUUGGGCUAGCAGCUUUGACUGUUUUUGCUCCUUUCGUCUUUUCAGCUAUCUAUGGAAUAUUGGUUGGCAAUUGGUCCGGAAGAGCACUGGCUGCGUGGAACGCCAGCAUCGAAUCAAGAGUGUCCAAGAUGUCAAAUAUUCUGUCACAGCAAAUUCCUAUCCGCAUGAUGGGCCUCGGCCCUGUUGUUUCCAAGUAUGCGCAGAAUCUACGCAGAAUCGAAAUGGAAUGCUCGCGGCGAUACCGUAUCUGCACGACAACAACGAUGACGGGGGCACUAUCGAUAGAAGCGUUUACCCCCGUUAUUAUUCUGGCUGCGGCUCUUUUUUGGACACGAUUUGAGAACGGCUUCACCGCACAGGUGGCAUUCCCGACCCUUUCCCUCAUCACAAUUGUACAAAUGCCACUAUUCUACUUGAUAGAUACUUGGGCUAGUAUUCCGAGACUCUGGGUAUGUAUGAAACGCAUUCAGGAGUAUUUGCAGCUUCCCGAGUGGUCAGACAAACGUCAACACUACAAUGGAGAGGCUCUCCCAUCUGUAGAACACUGCUGGAUCGAUUCGAAUCAGAGAAACAACAAAGAGACUGUUGAAGAAGCUGUUAUUGAGCUGAAAGAUGCAUGGAUUGGCCCAGCCGGUCAUCCUCAGGCAAUUUUACAGGGCAUCAACCUGCGUAUUUUACGUUCAAAGGUAAUUGCGCUCAUUGGCCCAAUAAGUUGUGGAAAAUCAACAUUUCUCCAAAAUUUAAUCGGGGAGGGUACGAUUUCGCACGGCGCUGUCAUAGUUGCCAAGUCAAAAUGGGCGUUUUGCGACCAGAGCCCUUACCUGGUCAAUGCUACCAUCAGAGAAAACGUUAUCGGGCCGAAUGCUUACGAUCAAAAAUGGUAUCAAGCUGUCGUGGAGGCAUGCCAGCUUUUGGACGACUUCGGUCAGCUUGCCGCCGGCGAUGAGACAGUGGUUGGCAGUGAUGGAAUGAAUUUGAGUGUUGGCCAACGCCACAGGGUUGCGCUGGCCCGAGCCGCUUACACCCAAGCAGACAUCAUGGUAGUCGAUGAUAUUUUUGGUUCUCAGGAUCAAGUUACAGCACGCGCUAUGAUCAAAAAACUGCUUGGGCCAGACGGUUUACUCAGGCAACUGAAAACCACCGUCGUUUUUGCGUCGCACUUGGGAAUUGCUGUGGAUGUGGCGGACGAGCUGCUACAAAUUGACCACACGUCAAUUCUUCACCACAAAGAACUUGAUGAUAGCGCUAUGAAGGUGCGAUUAGUCGAAUCGAUGGGGCUGACGAAGCAAGUUUCGGAGGAAUUCAAAACCACGGAAAGUGCGUCGGCCAGCCGCCAAGAGAGCAAGCAAGAAGCUCGUGCUGAGGCCAAGUCUGAAGUUGAAGCUACGGAAGACUUGUCACGAGCCAGAGGAGAAUUUAGUCUAUAUCGAUUCUAUUUUGGAUCUUUUGCAAAGCUGCGAUUUCUCUUAUGGAUUGCUUCCAUGCUUGUAGUCGUGUUUUGCGACAAUUUCCCCAACGGUUAUGUUCGAAUAUGGGUAGAUCACGGCUCGAAGAACAAUUUGUAUCUCAUCGGCUUUGCUUUGAUCGCCUUUACGCGAGUCGCAACGGGACUUUGGAGUCAGAGGCUUUUUUAUCUCCGUAUUCUCCCCGAAUCUGGCGAAAGACUACACCAGUUGCUGUUGGAUGCAUCGAUGAACGCCACGUUUCAGUUUCUCUGUACCGUUGAUAGUGGUUCUCUAUUGAACCGAUUCAGUCAAGACAUGAGCUUGGUUGUCCAGAUACUGCCAAUCGCCAUGUAUAGAUUCGUCUUUAUGCUGUACUCUUCCGUCAUAAGCGUGGGUUUUGUGAUGUCUGGUUCAUCGUAUGCCACCAUUGCCCUCCCAAUCAUUGUUGCUGCUGUGUAUUUCGUUCAAAAUUUUUACCUACGCACUUCUCGACAACUUCGGCACCUCGAUCUAGAGUCCAAAGCGCCUUUAUUUAUACGCUUCAAAGAGACCGCCAACGGCAUCCAGCAUAUCAGAGCCUUUGGAUGGCUAUCGAGCCAGCUCGAGAAAAACCUUGCCUUGCUGGAUGCUUCUCAAAGAGCAUAUUAUCACAUGUUAUGCGUUCAGCGGUGGCUGAAUCUAGUAUUGGACUUGAUGGUUACCGCUGUUGGUGUUUUUAUUGUCAGCGUUGCGCUUUAUGUCAGAAGCUCAAGCUCUCCAGCAGCCACGGGACUCGCUUAUUUGACGCUUAUUGACUUUGGCGGAACUCUAACAAUCGCUGUGAAGAGAUGGACAGAGAUGGAGAUUGCUCUAGGCUCAAUCGCCAGAUCGAAGUCCUUUGUGGAAGUUACACCGCAUGAAAAGGACCAACUGGACUUCAGUGUGCCCAAAGAUUGGCCAAAGCACGGGAGGAUCGAGUUCAGAAACGUGACAGCAGGUUACAACACUGAUUCGGUUCUCACAGAUGUGUCGUUUACAGCGUUGAGCGGUGACAAGGUGACCAUCAGUGGUCGAUCCGGCAGUGGAAAAAGUUCUCUGUUUGUAACACUGCUAAAUUUCCUGGAAUAUUCUGGGUCUAUUUACAUCGAUGGCAUCAACAUCAGUCAAGUCUCGCGCCAAGCACUGCGGGAGCGAAUCACGACAAUCACGCAGACUCCGGUGAUCCUUGACGGCUCCAUUCGACACAACCUAAUUCCAUUUAUCGGUACAAACCUUCUCGAAUCAAUCAUAGAGUCUACGCUCAGGCAGCUGGGGCUAUGGGACGUCAUUCAGUCAAAGGGUGGGCUGGACAGGGACAGUCAAGACGCUGGGUUAUCCGUAGCCCAACAACAGCUACUAUGUAUUGCACGAGCACUGUUGCAUCAUGUUCAAACAGGGAGCAAAAUUGUGCUUCUGGACGAAGCCACGGCGUCGUUGAGUAUGGCAUCAACUCUUGAGGUGCAGCGCGUUCUCGUGGACGCAUUUCAAGGGUGCACCGUGCUGAGCAUUGCGCACUGGGAUUCGCCGAUCCAAAAACCAGACCUCAAGCUCGAAAUUGUCAACGGCAAGCUAGUUUCUGCAUUAAGAGCCGAUGUGGAAUCUGAUGAUGAAAGAGAAGCAGAGAGAAGGAUUGACUGCCGCAGGCUCAAGGAGGAUGCUGAGCGAGGAGAUUCCGGUUAG